AUGUGCACAUGGCAUGACAGCUAUCUCGCAUCAGAAGAAUUCUACCUGCUCUGUUCCCAUGUGAUAACGGUUAUUCAAUUUCCUUUAAAUCUUCUUGGGUUAUACAUUGUAGUAUUCAAAACUCCGAGUAACAUGUCAAAAGUGAAGUUCUCAAUGCUAGUGAUGCAUUUCACAAUCUUUUGGAUAGACUUUUACUGGAAUAUCCUUUGUAUUCCAUUUGUUAUAUAUGCGGCGGUGGCUGGGUACCCGCUGGGUGUCAUAGUUUAUUUGGGAGUCCCUACAAUUGUUGUGGCCUAUAUUGGAAUGACGUCUCUUUUGCUUUUAAUUCCCGCCGUGGUUCUAUUCUUCGAAGAACGUUACAAUCGUCUCAUACGUCGAGAUGCCGACUCUCAAAGUCGAUUUAUAAAACGCGUAAUCUAUUUUAUAAUAAUUUACGUUCUAGUAUUAACCGGACUAAUACCCGCGUACUCAGAUUCUUUUAACUAUGAAGAACAAAGACUGUAUAUUCUGAAGGAGUACCCUUGUAUUCCGCCAAGCUUCUUCGAGAAACCUGGGUUUUUGAUACUAUCUGAUAAUCCCAGAAAGUUGGCGUACACUCUUCUUCUAUUCAUAAUUAUAUUUAUGUUACAAACACUCUAUUUCCUAAUUCGAGUAUUAUUUCAUCUGCAAAAAAGUAAAGCUCACUCUGAAAAGACGGCUCGAAUGCAGAAACAAUUAUUCAAAGCCCUAUGCAUUCAAGUUUCGGUCCCACUGGUGUUUGCAGCAGUACCAUGCAUUUAUAUGAAUAUUUCUGCAGCAUUUUAUUAUUUAAACAUGAUGCUUUCAAAUUUUUCAUUGCUAUGGAUUCAAACUCAUGGGAUAUGCUCAACGGUGACAAUGCUUUGUGUUCAUAAGGCUUAUAGAGGAGCAACUGUGAAGCUUUUCUGUCGAAGAGAAUUGGCAAACAAAGUUUUCGAAAGGAAAUCCGUUAAUAAUUCUGGGAUAAAAUUGUAAAUAAGUAUUCGCAAUAUUAAAUAAAGAAUUAAAUUUU
Molecule: messenger RNA, 1030 nt
Organism: Caenorhabditis elegans
Lineage: Eukaryota; Metazoa; Nematoda; Chromadorea; Rhabditida; Rhabditidae
Gene: srh-136
Product: Serpentine Receptor, class H
Exons: 3
Coding region: 1-993 (330 amino acids)
Source: RefSeq, marked reviewed